Loxodonta africana (African savanna elephant) is the source of this 1339-nucleotide messenger RNA. RefSeq names its product olfactory receptor 52D1-like. The coding region runs from base 192 to 1136 and encodes 314 amino acids. Lineage: Eukaryota; Metazoa; Chordata; Mammalia; Proboscidea; Elephantidae. The transcript has a single exon. The record is from RefSeq and is a predicted model, not a curated record. Gene Ontology annotation, cellular component: plasma membrane. Gene Ontology annotation, biological process: G protein-coupled receptor signaling pathway. Gene Ontology annotation, molecular function: G protein-coupled receptor activity; olfactory receptor activity.
UUAAUCUGGUCUUUUUUUCAUAUAUACUGCAGAUUAUGAAUUUGUUUUUAACAACAGAAAAUUAAGGGUCCACCUGAACAAGAUUUCCGUGUUUUUCAGCAUCUGUUUGUGAUCAUCUUCACAUAGCAACUUUACCUUCAGGACUUGCAGCAGUACCUAAAGGAAGCAAAGGAAGAAAAAAAAAAAAAAUCAUGCCACCCCUCAACACUUCUCGUCCCUCUCCUAUGACUUUUUUCCUAUUGGGCAUCCCAGGACUAGAGCACCUUCAUGCCUGGAUUGGAAUUCCCUUUUGCUCAAUGUAUGUGGUGGCUGUGGUGGGGAAUGUGACCAUCUUGGCUGUGGUGAGGGCAGAGCGAAGCCUCCACGAGCCGAUGUUUCUCUUUCUGUGCAUGCUGUCUUUCACUGACCUGGUCCUCUCCACCUCUACACUGCCCCGCAUGCUCUGUCUCUUCUGGCUCAGAGCUCAUGACAUCGCCUUUGAUGCUUGUCUGACCCAAAUGUUCUUCAUCCACAGCUUUACUGCCAUGGAAUCAGGCUUCUUCUUGGCCAUGGCCAUUGACCGUUAUGUGGCCAUCUGUGACCCACUGCGCCAUACCACCAUCCUCACCCACACUCGCAUUGCCAUAAUGGGUAUAAUUGUAGUGAUUCGUGGUGUAGCCUUCUUUUCCCCACAUCCCAUUCUGCUCAAGCAGCUACCCUACUGUAGAACACGAAUCAUUGCUCACACCUACUGUGAGUUCAUGGCUGUAGUGAAGCUAGCGUGCAUGGACACAGGGGUAACCAAGCAUUAUAGCCUCAGUGUGGCUUCCAUCAUUGGGUCGUGUGAUGCCAUUCUUAUUGCUGUAUCCUAUGCCUUCAUCCUCUGCUCUGUAUUCCACCUGCCAUCCAGAGAAGCCAGCUUUAAGGCUUUGGGUACGUGUGGUUCCCAUGUCUGUGUCAUUCUUGUCUUCUAUUCCACAGCUGGUUUUUCCAUUUUUACUCACCGUUUUGGAAAAAAUGUGCCUGCACGCAUUCAUAUUUUUAUUGCCAAUAUGUACCUUUUGGUGCCCCCUUUCCUCAACCCCAUUGUAUAUGGAGUAAGGACCAAGAAAAUACGGGAAAAUGUUCUUAGAGUCCUAAGGGUCAAAGUUGCCUGAUUCUGUUGGAUAAGUAACAGAGAUGGUUCAAGGAUAUUUUGAAAUAAAAAAGAGAAACGACUAACUGUUCUCACUUCCCCAACCUGAAUUGCAAUUAGUACCUGAAAUUUCUGUUAUUUACCAGAUGUCUGUAAUUCCUAGAAUUUUAAAUGAACAAAAGCUUCAGGUAUUUCGUUUAGUAAAUAUUAGAGCAAAGAUUGUUA